UUGUUUGCUUCUGAGUCCUUGCUAUCUGCAAUAAUCUAGAAAUAUUUAAAUUUCUGUGUUAUUUUAUUUUGCAUGUUUACAAUAAAUGGUUGAGUUGUACUAGUUUUUUGUGAAUGGGUUUUCUUUUGUUAUUUCCUCCUAUGAUUGUGCCUUUUCAUUUCACAAAAUGCUGCAUCUAGCAUUAAAUCAUGGUAAGUGAAUGCAGCUCAUCCGACUUCUUUAUCAUCUCAUGAUUAGAGAAAAUUGAUAUUAGUUGUCAUGUAAUCCAGAAACCUUUAAAACGUAAUGAUGGCUACUUAACUUAUUUGCUAGUUAACAUGAGAGUAUACACUAGAAGAUAUUUCUAAUUUGUUUGUUGUCCUACUAUCAACUGCAACUUACCAAGAUAAACAACAACAACAACAACAACAACAAUAUUAUUAUUAUUAAGGUAUAAAGAAAUCACCACUCUGGCUGCUAGCAGCACCCUUCCCUUUCUACUUUUGGUUACACACUAGUGCCAUUUUGUACUACAGAAAUCUUUUAAAUUACAGAUUUUGUGAAAUGAUUCUAUUGAAUUGCACUGUUUCUAUUCAUUACAAACCCUUGUGAACGGUUUAAAUUACAGAAUCCUUUAUGCUCCUCUUAGUAGUGCUUCUAACCCUGUUUUAACAAUGGCUUAGUAUUUGAUUUUUUACUGACAAAUUUACUUAAAUAUACAAUUUGCAGGUUCAGACUAGAGCCAUGUCUUUGCAAAGGUAUAUUUGCUCAAGGGAGGAUAUCUUAAACUAUGCUACCAAGUUGCUAAAGGUCUGCAAAGUGGCUCCCAUUCCAGGUGAGACCAAGUUCCGGUUUCUGGAGCAACUACUUGUCGUCCAUGGGCACUGGUGCUAUAAGAGGAUUACCCAAAUGGUAACUUUCACUUUAUGUUGGGUCAUCAAGAGAAAUGAUCUAGGACAGAGAACCAUCUAUCUUCAGGGUGAAUCCAAAUCCAAGAGUAGCAUUUCUUCUUCCAUGGAUGACCUCGCUCCAAGAUUCUCAACAGAUGUCUUAAGAACCUCUGAAGAAAGUGCAUCUCAAGCAAGAACUAUGUUAAAUGGAAGUACUGAUUCAACACUGAUCAGUUCAAGUUCUGAAGUUAGUACUGGGAUAGAGCUACAGCCAACCAUGACCGAGAUUGAUCAAACAAGCCCCUUGUUCUUGAGCUAUCUAGCUUCAGACACUCUGAAGUUAAUGUCAGAUGGAGAGAUCCUGCAUGCUGCUUCUUUUCACGAGUUACUGGACACAAGUAGAGAAUUUCAAGACCUGGUCAAUGCACACAAAGGCACUGUUGGUUCUGAAAGGCUCGCUGAGGUCGUUUCUCCCUUGAGAUGUGAAACUGCCAAAAGAGAGAUUAAGAAAGCGUCUACUGUGAAACAACAGAAAACAGAUAAUGCACCAGCAGUAGAUCAGCUAAUUAAAGAAGAGGAGAGAGAAACUGGAGAUACUGGUCUGAAGCCAUACUUAACAAUACCUGAAUCAGAGCAAAGGCUACUUGUAUUUCUCCUUGGCAGGCCUAUGCCAUCUCAUGUUUGUGGCUGGACAGAUUACACAAAACUCUUGGAUGGCUGCUAACAAAUCACACAAACUCAGGAAGAAAAUGCCGCUUCUCUUAUAUUAAAAUAGAAGUCUCUAAUGUUUCUCUGUUUGUUUUGAGUUUUCAAGUCUCUUGGACUGAGGGAGAAAACCAAUCUCUGUUUUUCCUCUUUCUUUUUCUUUUCUUUCUGUUUUUUCAUGUUUUAUGGAUUGGGAUUCCAAGUCUAUUUGACUGAGAAUUGAAGACUCUUUCAGGGUUUUCUUGGGUUAUAUUUGAGAGGAAAAACCCAUUAAAAUAUUGUAGCUAAUGUUGUGGA
Magnolia sinica is the source of this 1871-nucleotide messenger RNA. RefSeq lists its product as uncharacterized. The transcript has 5 exons. The record is from RefSeq and is a predicted model, not a curated record. Lineage: Eukaryota; Viridiplantae; Streptophyta; Magnoliopsida; Magnoliales; Magnoliaceae. Bases 724 to 1593 code for a protein of 289 amino acids.